Messenger RNA from Arabidopsis thaliana (thale cress), 1140 nucleotides. RefSeq names its product F-box/RNI-like superfamily protein. The record is from RefSeq and is marked reviewed. Lineage: Eukaryota; Viridiplantae; Streptophyta; Magnoliopsida; Brassicales; Brassicaceae. The coding region runs from base 1 to 1140 and encodes 379 amino acids. The transcript is spliced from 3 exons.
AUGGACAACAUCAAUGGAUUGCCUGAUGACUUGCUGGUGAAGAUACUAUCGUUUGUCCCAACAUAUGUUGCUGUAUCCACUUGCGUUUUGUCUAAACGAUGGGAGUUUCUAUGGAUGUGGUUGCCUAAUCUCGAGUUCGUUUCUCCGUGGGACUCAAGGCCUGGAAUUGUGGAUUUUAUCAACAAGAAGUUGCCAAUACAUAGAGCUCCCGUCAUAGAAAGAUUGUGUAUCCACAUAAAUUCUAAUCCACACAUUAAACCUGAAUAUAUCAAAAGGUGGAUUGAAAUCGCAGUUUCUCACUAUGUACGUGAACUGCAAAUCGAUUAUCAUUCCAAGACUAAAAUCACUUUGCAACUUGAAGCUGAGUCGUAUUUCAUAGAUGGAAAAUAUCUUCAACAGCUUAUAUCUGGUUGUCCUGUUCUUGAAGAUCUAUCUCUACGAUUUUGUUGUAAUGACAAUUUAAGAGAGUUCACUGUAAUCAUCCCGUCUUUGCAAAGUUUGUCACUAUUUUUAUUUGGUAAUUCGAAUUUGAAUAGGUAUAAGAUAGAUACUCCUUCAUUAAAGUAUUUGAAACUUGAGGACUGGAAUGAUCCAGAACACUACUCAUGGACUAAUAUGCCUAAGCUGAGGGAAGCAUAUGUCGAUGUUGAAUCCUCUAAUCAUCUCAAGACUCUUAUUGGAUCAAUCACAUCAGUCAAGCAUCUCACAAUAUGUUGUUUAGAGGAUUAUUUGUAUGGUGAUGGUUUUAUUUUCAACCAUCUUGAACAUCUGAAACUAUGUAUGUGCCCAUUUGAUUCGUCGAAUCUUUUGGGCCAAUUGCUCAAAGGUUCUCCUAACCUACAAGUAUUAGACAUCUUUGAAAUGAAACGUAAUGAUAUUGUUUGCUGGAAUCAACCGAGUUCUGUUCUUGAGUGCUUGUUGUCGAGUCUAAAGAUAUUGAACUGGUCAGCAUAUUUUGGGAGACCACAAGAUAGAGAUAUUGCAGUUUACAUCUUGAAAAACGCUUGUCACUUAAAGACUGCAACAUUCUUGACUGAUAAAAGAAUAAAUGAUGUUCGAAGACUUAAGAUGAUCAAGGAGUUAAGACUUUCUCCCCGAGCUUCAAGCACAUGCCAACUCGUAUUCGGUGAGGACUUUUAA